Quercus robur (English oak) is the source of this 1082-nucleotide messenger RNA. Its product is annotated as short chain aldehyde dehydrogenase 1-like. The transcript has 2 exons. The coding region runs from base 118 to 948 and encodes 276 amino acids. Gene Ontology annotation, molecular function: oxidoreductase activity, acting on the CH-OH group of donors, NAD or NADP as acceptor. Lineage: Eukaryota; Viridiplantae; Streptophyta; Magnoliopsida; Fagales; Fagaceae. The record is from RefSeq and is a predicted model, not a curated record.
UAAAAGUAACUUAUUUAUUGUAUCACUAUCCCCACCACCUCUCCAUCACCAAACUCAACCUUCCUGUAACUCACAUCUUUGAUUUGGCAGAGAUUUCACAUCAAUUUUAAGGAAAAGAUGAAUGCUAAUUCUUCAACUCCCAUCACCAAAAGGUUAGAAGGUAAGGUAGCGUUAAUAACCGGUGGUGCCAGUGGCAUAGGUGAGACCACUGCAAGGCUUUUUGUUCAACAUGGUGCUAUGGUCCUUAUUGCUGAUGUCCAAGACGAGCUUGGCCACUUAGUUUGCAACGACAUUAGCUCUGAAUCCAUCUCUUACAUCCAUUGUGAUGUAACGAAUGAAUCUGAUGUCGAAAGGGCUGUGGACAUGGCUGUAUCCAAGUAUGGAAAGCUAGACAUCAUGUUCAACAAUGCUGGCAUUUCAGGCAACAUGGAAUCACGAAUUUUAGAAUCAGAAAACAAAGAUUUCAAAAGGGUUUUAGACGUGAACGUUUUCGGUGCUUUCUUGGGUGCCAAGCAUGCUGCUAGGGUUAUGAUUCCAGCUAAAAAAGGAAGCAUUCUCUUCACCUCAAGCAUUGCUUCAGUAAUGGCUAGCGAUGUUCCACAUUCUUAUGUGGCAUCAAAGCAUGCUGUGGUGGGAAUGACUAAGAACUUAAGUGUGGAGUUGGGACAAUAUGGAAUAAGAGUUAAUUGUGUGUCUCCUUUUUCAGCUGCAACUCCUAUGCUAAGAAAAGCUAUGGGGAUGAUGGAGAAAAAUAAGGUGGAGGAUGUGGUUUCAUCUUGUGCAAACUUGAAGGGAGUGGUAUUGGAGCUUGAAGAUAUUGCUGAGGCGGCACUAUAUUUGGGGAGUGAUGAGGCUAAAUAUGUGAGUGGGAUAAACUUGGUUGUUGACGGGGGAUAUAGUCUUACCAAUCCAACUUUCUCAAAUGCACUAAAAAGUCUAAGUAUGUGAGUGGAAUGAACCUGGUUGUUGAUGGGGGUUAUAGUCUUACCAAUCUAACUUUCUCAAAUGCACUAAAAAGUCUUUUUUUUUUUUCUUGAUAUGUGUUGUAAAUUGUAACUAUCACCUCCAUGUCUCUAUUUUUU